AUGAAAACGAAGGUGAUUGGCUGGAAAGCCUCCGCUGAUGUGACGUCUUUGUUGGCGGAAGAGUGGAAGCCAGGCGGAUGGGCGUGGCUCACAGGAAUGGCGAACGAGAGCGGGUGUGGACCGGAGAGCCCGGCGAAACCGGAGCCACAGGGACCGGGUCGGGGUCCCGCCAGGUGGGGCCCCCAGCAUGCCGGAGCCCGUGAGCUGGCGGAGCUCUACUCCCCAGGGAAGCGGCUGCAGGAGUGGAUCAGCGUGCUCCUCUGCUUCUCUCUCAUGGCCUUUAACUUCUUUCACCUUCUUGCCAACUUCCACUUUGGACACUUUUGGAGCGUGGUGAUCGGAAUCGUGGCGGGAAUCCUCACGGCCGAUUUCGCCUCUGGACUGGUCCACUGGGGUGCCGACACCUGGGGGUCCGUGGACCUCCCCAUCGUGGGAAAGGCCUUCAUCCGUCCAUUCCGAGAGCACCACAUCGACCCGACCGCCAUCACACGCCACGACUUCAUCGAGACCAACGGAGACAACUGCAUGCUGACCAUCAUCCCCCUCGCCAACAUGGCGUACAACUUCAUGAGCCUCUCCCCUGCCGAGGUGUACCGUCUCUUCCCCUGGUACUGCUUCCUGUUUGCUCUGGCCAUCUUCGUGACCCUGACCAACCAGAUACACAAGUGGUCUCACACCUACUGGGGCCUGCCUGGCUGGGUGGUCUUCCUGCAGAACUGCCACAUCAUCCUGCCCCGCAAGCAUCACCGGAUCCACCACGUGUCGCCGCAUGAGACCUACUUCUGCAUUACCACAGGCUGGUUGAACUACCCGCUGGAGCGACUGGGCUUCUGGAAGAAUCUGGAGGACCUGAUCCAGAGCGUGACGGGGGAGAAGCCGCGGGCCGACGACCUGCGCUGGGCCCAGAAGACCAAGUGACCUCUGCGACGCCGCUCUGCUCACGGCUCCACCCCCUCCUCACAGCUCACCUCGCCUCAGACUGAAGCUCUUGUUUAACGGUUAAGUUGUAUUUGCUUCGGCCUUCACUGCGUCUCACUGACAGACUGACCUGCUGCCAUCUUGUCUGACCGAGUCACCCGCCGGCAGAGCCGCGGCCCCACACCAGGGCGCGACUCUGUCGGCGAUGUCGUGCUUUUUCCCUACGAGUUCAUCAGCUCGGUGUUUCACCGGCGAGUUGGUGUCACUGUGCCAACCAUCCCUCGGAGGGCGGGGCAUCAGCGCGGGGACUUGUUUAAGGGCUUUACUCGUCUAGAAGCUUCGGUCAAUUGAACUAUGCAGAGUAAAAGAAUCACCUCAUCUCAUCUGUGUCUGGGAUCUGACGGAGCUUUAAAUGGCGGCGACCUCGCUGAGGUCUGGACGACGGAGAUGUGUCCAUCCUUUUUCUUUCUUUCUUUCUUGACACAAGCCAAACUGUUUAAGCCUUCAUACUUGAUGAUGUCACGGUGAUCAGCUUGUAGUUUAGACCUUUAGAGCAACAGAAGCGCCUUGCUGCUGCAGUAUCGCUCCUCAUUCGUGUAUUAAAGUGUAAAAUAGUGAGUGGUAAAGUGGGGGGUGAAAAGGGGAGACAAAACGUGAGCCGUACCAUCCUCAGAUUCACUUUGAUCUGGAGCCUCACAGACUCACUUGCUGCUUGCCGGGUUUUCGCUCAUCACGCCCACCUUCUCCACUGAGCUACCGUGUGAUUUAGGUGAAGCUUGUUGGUGUUUUCUUCUCACUAUAUAAGGGUUGACGGUCGGAAACACUUGGCAACACUCCUGUGCGUGUGUGAGUGAGUGAAGAAGUAGAUAUCCUCUCCAAGUCCAUCUGUUCUUAAUUCUUUAAAAUCCUGAAGUUUCUCUCUUGGGCGCCACCUGUAAUGAUGCAUUCAGGUGCAUCACAUUGGCCCCUCCCACCCCCACAGUUGUUCAAUGACCCAACAGUCACCAGCGUGUGGAUGUGGUUGCCAUGGUUACGUGUGAUAUCAUGUGAUGCCUCGAUGCCUUCAGUCGUCUCAUGAGACGAAAGAUUCAAAUGUACAUUAACAUGUUUGUAAUAUUUAACUAAUAAACGCUUGAAAACUACACCAGUCGU
Messenger RNA from Synchiropus splendidus (mandarinfish), 2070 nucleotides. It is a transcript of the gene peds1b, whose product is annotated as plasmanylethanolamine desaturase 1. NCBI's taxonomy places the organism in Eukaryota, Metazoa, Chordata, Actinopteri, Syngnathiformes, Callionymidae. The transcript has 6 exons. The coding region runs from base 1 to 918 and encodes 305 amino acids. Gene Ontology annotation, molecular function: oxidoreductase activity. The record is from RefSeq and is a predicted model, not a curated record.